Molecule: messenger RNA, 1155 nt
Organism: Hibiscus syriacus
Lineage: Eukaryota; Viridiplantae; Streptophyta; Magnoliopsida; Malvales; Malvaceae
Product: NADP-dependent D-sorbitol-6-phosphate dehydrogenase-like
Exons: 6
Coding region: 87-1016 (309 amino acids)
Molecular function (GO): aldose-6-phosphate reductase (NADPH) activity
Source: RefSeq, a predicted model, not a curated record
AAAGAGGAAACACAAACCUCCCUUCAUUGUUUCAAUCCAAAAAACCCUUUGUACACAGUAGAUUUGCUUCGCAGAUCAAAGGCAAAAUGGCCAUCACACUCAACAAUGGAUUCAAGAUGCCGCUGGUUGGUUUGGGUGUUUGGCGUAUGGACGGAAAAGACGUUAGAGACCUCAUCAUCAACUCCAUCAAGCUUGGUUAUCGCCAUUUUGAUUGUGCUGCUGACUACAAGAAUGAAGCAGAAGUUGGCGAGGCAUUGUCUGAAGCAAUCAAAACUGGGCUUGUUAAGAGAGAGGACCUCUUUGUUACAACUAAGCUUUGGAAUAGUGAUCACGGGCACGUUCUUGAGGCCUGUAAAGACAGUCUUAAGAAGCUUCAAUUGGAAUAUCUUGAUUUGUAUCUAGUUCACUUCCCUGUUGCCGUAAAGCACACUGGAGUUGGUCAAACUGGCAGUCCUUUGGAUAAGGAUGGAGUCUUGGACAUAGACACAACUAUAUCGUUGGAGACCACCUGGCAUGCAAUGGAAGAUCUGGUUUCGAAGGGUUUAGUUCGUAGCAUCGGGAUCAGCAACUAUGACAUCUUUUUAACCAGAGAUUGCCUAGCUUACUCCAAAGUGAAGCCUGCUGUAAACCAGAUCGAGACACAUACGUACUUCCAACGGGAUUGUCUUGUAAAAUUUUGCCAGAAGCAUGGAAUCUGUGUUACAGCCCACACUCCGUUAGGUGGUGCUGCAGCCAACACUGAAUGGUUUGGCACAGUGUCAUGUUUGGAUGAUCCAGUCCUUAAGGCACUAGCUGAGAAAUAUAAGAAAACUGUGGCUCAGAUAGUUCUCCGGUGGGGAAUCCAACGAAACACGGUUGUUAUUCCAAAGACUUCAAAAUCUGAGAGGCUGAAAGAGAAUUUCCAGGUUUUCGACUUCGAGCUGGCCAAAGAAGACAUGGACAAAAUUAAAACCAUCGACCGUAACUAUCGGACCAAUCAACCUGCCAAGUUUUGGGGCAUAGAUCUGUAUGCAUAGAGCAGGAUGCCUGCCAGGUAUUCUCUUUGUGGCGACUUAUGGUUUCUGAAGAAUAAGAAAUCCAUGAUUGGAAAAUUUGUAGUUGGAUUUGUCAGUCGUCGAAGUUUCUUGUAUGUUAUCGAGUUGGCAUUUAUCUGCA